AUGUUUUUUUUUGUUGUUGCAGAUGACGAUUCAGCGACAGUGAACGGCAUCAUAACCAGCGAUGGACUAUUCGAAGGAACAGUAACGACAUCUUCGGAAGAAUAUCACAUAGAGCCAGUCAACAGAUACGUCAGUCCUGGAAUGAGAGAACCGACAUUUCAUUCCAUAGUUUAUAAGAAUUCUGAUGUCCAAGAUCCACGAAAAGGUCAACCAUGUGCCUCUCACCGCCUGAGCCUUAAGAACGACCAUGGAGAAGAUAACCAUCUCCGCAAGAAACGUUGGCUGCUCGAAGCUGAAGCUAAGCUGCCCUUCGACGAUCCUCCCAGCUUCUUUUUUCCUAAUCAUAACAGAACUAGGCGACCGUUUACAUCAAUUUUCGAUAUCAGUCAACCUAUCGAUGAGGAACUCGAGAUGACUGGAGGAAACAGGAGCACAAUUGAUCUUUCGAACUUAAUCUUCCGAAACGUGAACAAACGAGCAACAGUAGACCCAAAGAAAACCACGUGUAUGCUGUAUCUGCAGGCAGAUCACCAGUUUUUCACGAAGUACGGUACUGAAGAGGCUUGCAUUGAAGUUAUGACCAGGCACGUCCAGAGGGUGAAUUAUAUCUACAAAAGUACCGCACUGCUAUGAGGAAUGGAGGAGCCGUCUCCAGCGUUGUGUGGCUUCAGAAAAAAGUUAUUUGAGGGUGAC
Messenger RNA from Acanthoscelides obtectus, 693 nucleotides. The record is from the annotation of a GenBank genome assembly. Lineage: Eukaryota; Metazoa; Arthropoda; Insecta; Coleoptera; Chrysomelidae.